UCCUGUCGCCGCGAUCCGGGCCCUGGGCUGUGGGCGCCCCGGCGCCCGAGGCUUCUCGGUGCGCUCGGCCAGGAUGGCAUUAAGUCUGUGUCUGCAGGUGCUGUGCAGCCUGGGAGGCUGGCUCUCACUCUAUACAUCUUUCUGCCGCCUGAAUAAGCACCGAAGCUAUGAGUGGAGCUGCCGGCUGGUGACCUUCACCCACGGAGUCCUCUCUAUAGGCCUGUCUGCUUAUAUUGGCUUCAUUGAUGGCCCUUGGCCUUUUACCCACCCAGGCUCACCGAACACACCUCUCCAAGUUCACAUUCUGUGUCUUACCUUGGGCUACUUCAUCUUCGACUUGGGCUGGUGCCUCUAUUUCCAGUCCGAGGGUGCCCUGAUGCUGGCUCACCAUACACUGAGUAUCUUGGGGAUCAUCAUGGCUCUAGCACUCGGGGAGUCGGGCACAGAGGUCAACGCGGUCCUCUUUGGAAGUGAGAUCACCAACCCCUUGCUCCAGAUGCGCUGGUUUCUCCGUGAAACCGGGAACUACCACAGUUUCACUGGAGAUGUGGUGGAUUUCCUCUUUGUGGCUCUGUUCACUGGUGUGAGGAUUGGUGUGGGCGCUCAUCUCCUUUUCUGCGAAAUGGUCUCCCCCACACCCAAGUGGUUUGUGAAGGUUGGAGGGAUAGCGAUGUAUGCUGUGUCUUGGUGCUUUAUGGUUAGCAUCUGGCGCUUCGCGUGGAAGAAAAGCAUCAAGAAGUACCAUGCGUGGAGAAGCAGGAGGAAUGAGGAGCGACAGCUGAGACAUAAUGGGCAUCUCAAGACACACUAGCCAAGGCUCGUGCUUGGUAAAUGGAUUGGGUUGAAUUGGCCAUGGGACAGGAUCAGAAACAGAACCAAGCUUAUAGAGCUUAAGAACUGAGAUUCUAGUGCACUUAGGUUUCGAAAAAGGGCUAAAUGUAUCCAUCGCUUUAGUCAGUUUCCAAGCUAGGCAUAUGCAGUUUGAAACACUCCUACACUGGUAUUUGCACAUCCUCAGUGGUGACUGGCAAGUGGCGUUGUAUAGUGAGGGCCAUUGCCACUCGCUUUUGGGUCCCCGUGUUCAUGGGAGGAGGCCUGCUAGAUAUUCAGACAGCUUUGAAAAGAACUUGAAUCAAGUCAGUGCUGUCUCUUGUUCCUUUGGAAAUAACUCCUGAGUUCCAGGAGACCUUUUAAAUAUGUUCAGCCCAUGUGCUAUAAAGGGAGGGACUCGCAGGAAGGGACAUGCGUGUGACAUUCAGGCAUCUGCAAUGGGAUCUGUUUCGCCAAGAGGGACAGAAGGCCGGGAGGGAAACUAGCAAUGUUUGCCAGGGGAUUCCCACUGAGCCUCCCGACACUGAUUGUGUCAGAGGUUCCCAGGGACACCCUUGGCUUCCAUGAUUCAUCAGGAAGACGCAGGGCUUAGCUUAUAGUCUCACAGCUCUAAUUUGUGACAAUGAAAGGCUACAGAGAAGACUCAGCCCAGGGAAGAAGGACCUUUGUCAAAGCCUGUGGGAGCUAGGUAGGAGUUUCUGAAGUCUCCUGUUUGGAUAUCGAGGAGUGAUUCAUGACAACACACAUGAAAGCCAUUGAAGAUUUGGUGCCCAGAGCUUUUACUGGCCGUAGGUCAUGUAGGCACCUACUUAGCACAAGACAACAUUCAAGAUUCCUCACAGCGGGGGUUCAGCGUAAGCCAUCCUGUUUCAGAAACAGCUUAGGAGUAGUGAGCCAGGCUGAACCUGCUGGGAGCCCUCUCUAAGUUGCAGCUCCUAGGUGCCAGCCAAGGGCCAACCUUACAAGCAGGCCUUUGCAAAGGAUAGCAGUUCAGGCCUGCUGGGUUAACUCUUGUGUGCACAGAAACCGUAGAGUAAGGCUCUAGAUGCAAGAUGAAUGAGGUGUGGGUAGAUUUAGAUUUACUUAGUCCUGUUGUACGGGUUCUGCCCUACCAGGAAAAGUAUGCCAGUUCUCAGGGCUUUUGUGAAUUAAUCUGCUAGGCAUGAGAGGCCAUGGCUAAAUUCCAUGGGGAUUUACCAUGUGGAUUCCACUGUACUUGAGAUGGAGUUCAGGUUUCAGCUCCUGGUACAUACUGCAAACUAGAACCAAAGAUUUCAGUGUACGUAUUGGCCUCAGGGUGAUGAGGCUAUCUC
This is a messenger RNA of Peromyscus eremicus (cactus mouse), 2144 nucleotides long. RefSeq names its product TLC domain containing 5 (gene Tlcd5). Bases 74 to 811 code for a protein of 245 amino acids. The record is from RefSeq and is a predicted model, not a curated record. Gene Ontology annotation, cellular component: membrane. Lineage: Eukaryota; Metazoa; Chordata; Mammalia; Rodentia; Cricetidae. The transcript is spliced from 3 exons.